Hypomesus transpacificus is the source of this 4120-nucleotide messenger RNA. RefSeq lists its product as uncharacterized. The record is from RefSeq and is a predicted model, not a curated record. Gene Ontology annotation, molecular function: D-aminoacyl-tRNA deacylase activity. Bases 356 to 3706 code for a protein of 1116 amino acids. The transcript is spliced from 16 exons. Gene Ontology annotation, cellular component: cytoplasm. Lineage: Eukaryota; Metazoa; Chordata; Actinopteri; Osmeriformes; Osmeridae.
UCUGAAUCGGUUCUUCACAACAUACGCCAUAACUGUUGACAAGACUGUCUCAAAUCUAUCCUUCAGAAAGUAUUCAGUAAAGGAUAUACAUCAUUUUGUUAAUUUGGUAUGAACGUACUGCGAAAGGUAUUGUUCCUCUCAGACUAAAUAUGCAUGUUAAAACACGAUAUACGCCUUUUUAUGUGUCUUCAACUGGGAUCUUUUUGUGGCUGAACAUCUGCAGUUUUUAUCCUACCCGUCAGAUUGUCUUACCUUGUCUUACUGCGCACGCGCCCAUUAAGUAGCGUCAUUUUGGUCACACUGAACGACGGCCAUAAUCUUUCAGUAGUUGCGCAUGGAUUUCUUGGUGUAAUCCAUGGAAGAAAAGUGGGAAGCAAUAUAUAGUCUUCUGUCAGGGGGGUCGUACCCAUCAGGGUAUACCAAGGCCCAAAGGCAGACCAUUCGUAGAUCUUCACUCAACUUCGCCCUAAAGGAUGGUGUGUUGUUUCGAAAAUCGCAUGGUGGUCUCUGCAAGGUCUUGAGGACUGAGGCGGCGAUACGAGAGGCCCUGACGCAGUACCAUGACAACAACGAGCAUGCGGGCCAGAAAAGAAUGCUCAAGUCCCUCAACAGGAUGUACUAUUGGGGUGGCAUGUGUCCUGCCAUCAAUACAUGGAUCAAGAACUGUGAGACGUGCAAGAACAAACCAGUCUACAACAACUUCUCCGUGGGAAAUAGUUUUCACUGCAUCGCUUAUGGCUGUGGGAGCAGCAGCGUUCACCAGAACGAUGGCACCACCUUUCACAGGUUCCCCAGAGACGACCCAGAAACGAUGGAUCUGUGGGUGGCUUUGGCCCAGAGAGACAGGUGGUCCAUCGGAUCAAAUGUCUACCUUUGCUCAAAACACUUCACAGAUGUCUGUUUUGAGAGUUCGGAGGAAGGGCUGGUUCUUAAACCUGACGCUGUACCUACUAUAGCAGUGGCUCUGCCUCUCAAAGAAGAGCCGCUAUUUCGUGAGUCGGAGACCGAUGACCACUCUGUGGAGUUUGGAAGCCUGGAAGAGCUCAUCUCUGCAAGCAACGACACUUUGAAACGCGAGGAACACCAGUAUGCACUGCCUCCUCCUGAGACCAACAGGCUGUCCUUCAGGAAGGGGAGGGCUGAUGGGUCUGGCACUUUCGAUAAAGAGCCACUAUUCGCCAGGUAUGACGCAAUGGAGCACUACCUGAGUACUGGCCGAUACUUCAAGAUAUCCAAAGCAGUAAAGGGCUCCAUCAGAAGGCAGUCUAAAGGGUUUAUUCUCACAGGUGGCGUGCUGAUGAACAACCAGAGGCCAGCACUGAGAAGGGUAGUGCGUAGCCGCGAGGAGGUCGUCAACAUUCUGAAACAGUUCCAUAACGACCGGGGUCACAAAGGGAUGAGUUACAGCUAUGCGUCCAUGAGCAAGCAGUACUUCUGGGGCACCAUGACCCGUGACUUGGCUGACUGGAUUGCCAAUUGUGACCAAUGCUGUGUGGACAGAGAGUCUAGGAAGCACAUGUGCAGCGUGUACAAGUGUAACAACUACAGUGGGCCCGUAGAGAGAGGACUGGGGAUAACCUUUCACCCGUUCCCCAUCCACAAACCCCACUUGCUGGACUGCUGGGUCAAGGCUAUGGGCCGACCCAGCUGGUUCCCCCGGCCCAGGUCUGUGGUCUGCUCUGGACACUUCACAGAGGACUGCUUUGACCGGAGCGGAGACACUGUAGUUCUGAAACUAGAUGCUGUCCCCAGCAUGUUCUUGUACCAGCAACCUGUGCAACAGUCUCCCAGCAUCUCCAAAAAGGUGCUCGCUAUGGGACUUAAUGAAUUCUCCCAGGGCACUACAAGCGAUCAGGCCUUCUUUGCCAAGUACGAUGUUGUGGACAGAUACAUAAGGGAGAAUAUCUACCCUUCCGGACUCAGCUCUGUAGAGAAGAACACCAUCAGACGCUUUUGCAAGAAGUUUAUCAUCAAAGACGGUCUGCUACAUAUCAUGAUCAAGAGUCGGGUGCUUAAGGUUCUGCGCAGCCAGGAGGAUGUAAAUCAGGCUCUAGCAGAGUUCCACGAUGAGCUCAACCACCUGAACUUGAAGAAAUGCAUGAGGCUGCUCACGGAACGCUUCUUCUGGGGAACCAUGGAAGUUGACGUGGCCCGCUGGAUUGAGAAUUGUAGUGAGUGUAGUGAGGCUCUCAUGGAACUAGAACAACAUCAAGAACCAUCUACUGGAGUUCCACAACUGACCGAGUCCUGGCAGAACAAUACUGAUUUGGCAUCCAUCAGUCCACAUAGUGCAGCGACUGGAAUCGUUUGUGAAGAUGAUAUUGCUGACGGGGCAGAGGACUGUGCGGAGAUAUCUGCUUCUACAAAGAAGGCCCUCGUGAAACCAAAGCGGCGUCCAAGACCUGCUUCUGGAGUUCUACAACCAGUAGAACCGGAGGACAUCGUAAUUGAUGUGAUACCUUACAGUCCCAUCCGCUCAACAACGGUAAGCGUUUCUGCACAUGAUACUUGGUGCUGCAUAGAGGACUGUGAUGAGUUAUCUCCUUCUAUGAAGAAGGCCCUCGUGGAACCACAUCAGCAUCAAGAAGCUGGUGUUGGAAUUCCAUCGUACAGUCCUGAGAGUUCAGCAUCUGUGAACGCUGGCGAGGAGGACGGUGGCCGUGGUGUGCACGAUCGUGACAAAGGUGGAGGAAAGCUGCAGCCAGUUCCCACAAACGCAGUGAGACAGAUGGUUCUGUUCUCCCAGCAGCAGAACAAGGUGGUGCUGGUCCGAGAUUCGGACCUAGAACCAAUACAGCUGUCCCAGCUUCAACCUCAGGUCCAGAUCCUGCCCCAGUCCCAGCCUCAACCUCAGGUCCAGGCUCAGCCUGCUACACCCACUUCCUCCCAGCCACAGCCUCUCAAGACCCAGACCUGGCCCCAGACCCGGUACCAGACCAGGAACCAGACCAGGACCCAGGUCCAGGGGAUAGGUUCUGAACAGGUGGCUAACGGCAAUGCCAAGCUGAACCUGAAAGCAUCAACACCACCACCCCAAUCUUCAGCCCUGUCGCAGGCAUCGCCGCCUAUGUCUACUGUAAGACACAGGACAGUUAUGAGCCCCAAGGUGCCAUCAGCCCGGUCGGUCCCCAAGGUGCUAUCAGCCCGGUCUGUCUUGUCCAGCCCCAAAGCCCCACCCUCCAAUAAGUCAACCACAACCGCCUGUAACCAAGCGGUUGGCCUGCAGGCCAGGACAGUCAUCCAGCAGUGCAGUCAGGCACUCCUGAAGAUCAGCCCAGUUAUAGAUGGAGCCGAGGCUAAGUGGGUGCAGAUCCAGGAUGGCAUGGUGGUCUAUGUGUGUUUCUUCAAAGGAGCCACUGAAGAGAUCAUUCCAAAAAUGGUGGAAACAUUGUUGGAGACCAAGUUGUUCAGGAAGUCCAAUGGCCAGAUGGUCUCAGUUCUUAAACUCCCUGGUAGUGUCCUGCUCAUUCCACAGGACACCCUGACAGGAAACAGCAUCUUUAUGAACAGGGUGAUGUACCCAGAUGUGGCUCAGCAUAGGUGGGGGGCACAGCUCUACAGUCAGUUGGUGACCGGGUGCGAGAAAGCCAUGAAUGAUAAGUUGAGCCCAAACUCUGGGGUGGGGGUCAAACAUGGAACCUAUGGCAACAAACAAGAGAUCCUCAUUAACUCUCAAGAACCAGCCACGCUCCUUUUGGAAUUCUGAAGCCUUGUGUACCUGUGUUCUCAAUGAGGUGCAAUUGAUUGUGUUUACAAGUUACAGGAAAAAUACGAUUUGUCAGUAUUUGAGUCCCAUCACAUGUACAGCAGUCUACACUAUGCCCUUUUGGCGAAAAUAAAAUUCACUUUUAUGAUUUUUUUUUUAUCACAGGUUUUAUUUACAAAGCUGUUGUUAACAUAUGUAUUAUUUGUCACAAUGUUUGUGACCUGACAAAAAGGGAGGGGAUGCAGAGCAUGUUACAAUUGUAUAGAGGCUGUCUUCUUGAAUUCUCGUUGCUACUGGUGAUUAAGAAGCUGCUAGCUAUCUUCUUGCUGUGGAUGGUAACAUGAAAUGUCAACCAUUCAGUCUGAAAUCUUAAGAUAGGUCACUUGAAGGUUUAAACAAAUGUGUUAAAUAAAU